This is a messenger RNA of Suillus bovinus, 1498 nucleotides long. RefSeq names its product SGF29 tudor-like domain-containing protein. Bases 383 to 1393 code for a protein of 336 amino acids. The transcript is spliced from 8 exons. Gene Ontology annotation, cellular component: SAGA complex. The record is from RefSeq and is a predicted model, not a curated record. Lineage: Eukaryota; Fungi; Basidiomycota; Agaricomycetes; Boletales; Suillaceae.
AUCUCAAGAAAAUAGAAGAAGUGGUAUACGAUGUCUCACUCCGGAAAUUAGCACCUCCCCCACAGGAAGGACGUCAAAUCUAAAGCAGUUGUAGUUGUAAUGUAACAACGUUCGACGACAUCGUGUUGUGUUCGCAAUAUCAAUAUUUGAAUACUCCAGUAAAAAAAAAUGUACUAGUAGACGACCCACUUAAAAGACUCGAAAUUGACGUGAUGGCGGGGUGGCAGGGGCCCUUGGUCAUUCUCUGCGACACAUGUUCAAGUUUGUAUUCCGAGUCACCAUCUCCAAUCCAUGUCUUCAUAGCCUUUCGUUCCACUUCGUAUAUAAACUCGCUUAGAAAUACUCGCUAACGACUAUUAUCUGCUAGCUGAACUCACCAAGAAUGGAUAGAAGGCGUUUACCCGGGCCAACGCGACCUGCAUCCACAGAAGAGGUAGAUUACUGGUCGCAUGCAUCUAAGUCAUUGGUAUCACUCUCCAAUAUUUAUGCCAACUCUGGCAGCCUCGAAACUAUCGGGCGCGUCAACAGACUGAUAUCCGCAUGGCCGACCGAUGACGUCCUUCCGGCCGAAGGGUAUGAUAACUUGAAAACCAAUUACAAACGGCUGUCUUCAGCUUUGAAAGAUGUUCGACACAUUAGUGAGGAGGAGGUCAAGGCUAUUGAUAGUGUUCUCGACAAACUCAGCGUCUUGAUAGCUCUUCGAAACGCACCCGAGUUACCCUCACAAGAGAAGCGAAACAAGCGUCCAAGGCCUCCAUCACCUAGUACUGCCACGGCUAUGUCGGUUACGCCACCCCUGAUAUCUGCCACGCGGCCUAUGACAGCUCAAGCAACGUCUUCGCGGAGCUCGACAGGCCCUUCUCCCGCUAUCCCAUUUUCGAGAGAGCCAAAGGCUCGCAGAGAAGCUCUUGCGAAGCAGCUGCCAUUACAAGAAGGACGAAAAGUUGCGUUUCACCCACCUGCGGGGAAAGCAGCUGACGGCAGCACCGCUGACGCCGAUGAAAACACAUGGAUCUUGGCCGUUAUCACAAAGUGUAUAAAUCAGGAUAAGAAUCGAUAUGAAGUGCAAGACGUUGAACCUCAAGAAGACGGACAGCCUGGACAAUGCUAUAACACAACCCUCCGAGCCAUUAUACCGCUACCGGAUCCGAAUGCCGCUUCAACAAGUGCCGCGCAUUUGAAUGCAUAUCAGGAAUUCCCUGCUGGUUCAACGGUCAUGGCGCUCUAUCCUGACACGAGCUGCUUUUACAGAGCUGAGGUUAUAUCCCCCCCGAGGGACGUGCAAGGACGUGGAGUGUCCAUUGCAUCGUACUACCAGCUCAAGUUUGAGGAUGAUGACGACCAAGAGCAUUCUGUCGCUGCGCAGUGGGUUGUUGAGUGGCCUGGAUCAUGACUUUAUCACAUGUUGCGGCAUUAAGUAUUUCUAUUUACUAUGAUUUCUCGAAGGUUCCUAGGCAGUCUGGCAGGUAAUGGAAACCGGGUCUAGUUCGACUCUGCA